UUUGUUUAGCCGGAAGUACAUUUUUCAGAAGCGUAGCCAAGAGGUUUGCUAGGUUGUUAGCACGGUUUUGACUGAAAAAUGACCGCGUAUUCUCGUGUAAAAUCAACUAAACUCGUGUUGAAAGGUAUGAAGGAUAAAAGCAAAAAGAAGCACAAGGACAAGAAAAGAAAACGCGAUGAUGAAGGAGAUAAACAAGAUAUCGUGGGUGGCUGGUGGACCGUCCAUAAUUUCGGUGAGAUCAGCGGCACCGUGGCCAUUGAGAUGCACAGCAGGUCGUAUGUCCAUGCGUUAGACACAGGUCUGUUCACCGUCGGAGCUCCACAUACAGGAGAUGAUGAAGGUCCUGAUCCGCCGGAGCAGUUCACCGCUAUCAAACUCUCAGACACAAGAAUAGCUCUGAAGUCCGGUUAUGGUAAAUAUUUGGGGAUAAACUCGGACGGCGUCGUGAUUGGACGCUCAGAUGCUAUCGGAUCGAGAGAGCAGUGGGAACCGGUGUUCCAGGACGGUAAAAUGGCUCUGCUGGCAGCAAACAGCUGUUUUAUUUCGUACAGCGAGAGUGGAGACAUCGUGGCGAAAAACAAAGCAGCUGGCGAUGAAGAGAUGAUCAAGAUCCGCUCGUGUGCCGAGAGGGAGGUGAAGAGGAACGACGACAUCGCGGACGAGGACCGAGGAAACGUCAAGAGCUGCGAGAUCAACUACGUGAAGAAGUUUCAGAGCUUCCAGGACAGGAAGUUGAGGGUGAACGAGGACGACAGCGGCAUGUUGAAGAAAGCCAGGACUGAGGGCAAAUUCCACGAGGCUUUACUCGACAGGAGAUCCAAGAUGAAAGCUGAUCGAUACUGCAAGUGACGCAGGAAGAACCUUCCCAUCGUUUUUUUUUUUUUUUUUUAAUUAAGUUUAGUUUUAUAAUGUUUUGCAUUAUUUUUUUUUUUCUGUAAAUUUGGCCAGUGUGAUGUUAUUGUGUUGUAUAUUAAACAU
Messenger RNA from Neoarius graeffei (lesser salmon catfish), 978 nucleotides. RefSeq names its product FSHD region gene 1 (gene frg1). Gene Ontology annotation, molecular function: actin filament binding. Gene Ontology annotation, cellular component: nucleolus; striated muscle dense body; catalytic step 2 spliceosome. NCBI's taxonomy places the organism in Eukaryota, Metazoa, Chordata, Actinopteri, Siluriformes, Ariidae. The record is from RefSeq and is a predicted model, not a curated record. The transcript is spliced from 9 exons. Bases 79 to 849 code for a protein of 256 amino acids.